Fomitopsis serialis is the source of this 687-nucleotide messenger RNA. RefSeq lists its product as uncharacterized. The coding region runs from base 347 to 592 and encodes 81 amino acids. NCBI's taxonomy places the organism in Eukaryota, Fungi, Basidiomycota, Agaricomycetes, Polyporales, Fomitopsidaceae. The record is from RefSeq and is a predicted model, not a curated record. The transcript is spliced from 2 exons.
AACGUCAACUUCGUCCGCAAGGACUGGUCGUUGUAACUUAUCGACACCCCAAUGCGUUUGCUAUGCUCCCGGGUUAACUGUCCAAUUACAUCAUGGGCAUACGUUCCUCUUCCGCCGAUUAAACGAUCCCCUGGCUUUGACUUUUGCUGCCACUGCCGUCACGAAAGCUUCCGCCUCCGACUACCCGCCUUCCGCGCGGAUGCGGCGUCACAGACGUAUUGCGAACAUCCCCGUUGUCAGGUUCGGGGACCGGAAUGACUGCGAUUGUGGGCAAUGCGCCUAUAUAAUAGGUGAGUAAUGCGUUGACACCAUCUAUCUUCACGUCACCCCGCACUCGAUCGCUACAAUGUUCAUCUCACUGCGCACUACCUUGCUCGCGCUCGUGCUCGUGUCAGCGCCCCUCGCAGAUGCUGUCGUCGUCAGAACCUCGACGACGUCGACCAUCACGCGCACGCGCAUCGCUUACACUUCGUCGACGUCAACCGAUCCGGUCACAGUGACCUCCACGACGACCACAUACGACGAAACUGUCACUGUGCCGACCCUCACGACGACGACGACGACGUUCUAUACAACUGAGACGCCGCCCUGAUUGUAUUCGCUGCUUCGGAUUCACGGUCUAUGACACUGAUUGUGGAAUACAUGUACUUUCACGACGUAAAUGGAAUUUAAAAAUCACACGGCGCG